CAGAGAGAGAGAGAAGGAAAGAGAGAGAGAGAGUGUGUGAGAGAGAGUCUGUUUUGGUCUUCUUCUCCAUCAUCUUCGUUCUAAACCCAUGCAUCACUGGUCCCUCUUAUAAUCAUGAGUUUCCUUUUACCAUCAUUACCUUCAAAAGACUUCUUCGUCUCUCUCUCCCUCUCUGACAAAACACAAGCUUAUCUAUCUCUAUAUAAAGCUUACUUUCCCAUUGUGUGUUACUCAGCUCAUUGUGCAGAAUAAAACGAGAAGAAGAUGUGUCUGAGAUCUUCAGAAUCAUUCCCAGGCACACGCACACCCACGAUGACAUCAGCUUCGCGCCACAACAAACGUAAACCUAAGACACAAAUCCAUCUCCGUGUCCUUAGUCUCACCAGGAGGAGAAGAAUACUGAGGGCAGAGAAGGAGAUGGAGAUGAGAAACAUGAAGCUUUUUCUAGAGAAUCAAAGCAUCAUACGAGAGAAUGAGGCCCUAACGAAGAAAGCUCUUCUUCUCCACCAAGAAAACAAUGCUCUCUUCUCUCUGCUUCAUCCAUAACUCUCCCCUGUUUCAUCCUCCUUCCUCAAGUGAUGUUCAUGAAACAUGUUUCUUUAUUACGUUUGUUUCUCGUCUUCUCUACUAAAAUAAAAUAAACCUCAGGCUCCGGACCCAAGUUAGAGCCUAGAUUCAUCUAUGUACUAAGUAUUAAUAUAUAUAUAUAUAUCCAUGAUCAUCAUGUUCUUUUA
This is a messenger RNA of Brassica napus (rape), 734 nucleotides long. Its product is annotated as protein LITTLE ZIPPER 2-like. The record is from RefSeq and is a predicted model, not a curated record. Lineage: Eukaryota; Viridiplantae; Streptophyta; Magnoliopsida; Brassicales; Brassicaceae. The coding region runs from base 265 to 546 and encodes 93 amino acids. The transcript has 2 exons.